Molecule: messenger RNA, 3521 nt
Organism: Phycodurus eques (leafy seadragon)
Lineage: Eukaryota; Metazoa; Chordata; Actinopteri; Syngnathiformes; Syngnathidae
Gene: dhodh
Product: dihydroorotate dehydrogenase
Exons: 9
Coding region: 68-1270 (400 amino acids)
Biological process (GO): UMP biosynthetic process; 'de novo' pyrimidine nucleobase biosynthetic process
Cellular component (GO): cytoplasm; mitochondrial inner membrane
Molecular function (GO): dihydroorotate dehydrogenase activity
Source: RefSeq, a predicted model, not a curated record
UUUGUGGAACGAUGUGACAGACCAAGGCAGUGUCCUUCCUUUCAUUCCAAGUCGGAACGGGGGGCAUAUGGCGGCACAUUUGAAGAAGCAGCUAAAAGAGGCAGUGAAAAUCAUCGGCUCAGGUAGCCUCCUCUUUGCCUCGUACCUCACAGUGGUGGGAGAUGAGUGUUUCUAUGCCCACCAGUUGAUGCCCCUGCUACAAAGUGUAGUGGGGGCAGAGACGGCCCAUGUGCUUGCGGUUAAAAUGAUUAGUCUGGGUUUGGUUCCUCUCAACCGCUAUCAGGACCCACAGUCACUGGAAGUUAACGUCCUUGGCUUAAAGUUCAAAAACCCUGUUGGGAUCGCGGCGGGCUUCGAUAAGCACGGAGAAGCAGUGGAUGGUUUGUACAAGAUAGGCUUUGGCUUUGUUGAAGUUGGGACCAUCACUCCCAAACCGCAAGAAGGCAACCCCAAACCACGUGUGUUCCGACUAGCAGCAGACCAUGCCAUCAUCAACAGAUAUGGUUUCAACAGCUGUGGUGUUCUAGAAGCACAGCAGAGGUUGAAGGUCCGGAAGGCUGCUCAACAGGAGCAAACUAGAGCCGGCCUUCCCCUGGGCAUCAACCUGGGGAAGAACAAGCAGUCCCAGGAUGCAAGGGCAGAUUACUUGGAGGGGAUGAGAGUGCUGGGCCCACUGGCUGACUACCUUGUGGUAAAUGUCAGCAGUCCCAAUACGCCAGGUCUCCGCGACCUACAAGGCAAAGCUAAGCUCCGCCGGCUGCUCCAUACGGUGUUGAAGGAGCGGGAUGAGAUGCAUGAGGGACACAAGCCUCCGGUCCUGGUCAAGAUCGCACCUGACCUCAGUGCACAGGACAAGCAAGACAUUGCUGACGUCGUUACUGAGCUUGGAGUGGAUGGCUUAAUGGUGUCCAACACCACUGUGUCCCGGCCAGAGAUGCUACAAGAUCCUCAACGGUGUGAGACUGGUGGGCUGAGUGGGCAGCCUCUCAAAGACAUGUCCACAAACACAGUCCGAGAAAUGUACAGCCUCACUAAAGGGAAAGUGACAAUCAUUGGAAUCGGCGGUGUGGCCAGCGGACGGGACGCGAUGGAUAAAAUCCGUGCUGGUGCAUCAUUGGUUCAGCUUUACACAGCUUUGGCCUACCAGGGUCCUCCUGUAGUGACCAAGAUAAAGCGGGAAUUGGAACACCUUCUGAAUGAACAAGGAUUUAGCACUGUUUCUGAGGCCAUUGGGGCCGACCAUAGGGGAUUAGGUGGCUCGACUCACUAGUGACGCCCGGCAAGGAUCGCGGACACAAGAUGAUAUCGCCGCCUCCUCUGCAGCAGUUAUUCCUCCAGCUGGGCAGAAGUUCAUCUUUUUGUUACAGCGUAAUAGCAAUUCGCAGAGUGCUUCAACUCUUCACCCACCCCUCCUUGUUUUUACAAAUGAAUGAAUGCUCUUGUUGUAAAUGCAUAAUAUAACAUUCUGAAGACAUCCAUCCAUUUCUGUACCCUUGUUCAGGGUCACAGGGAAACUGAAGCCAAUCCCAGGUGACCUUGGAUUAGAGGCGCAAUACACCCCAACCUGAUCACCUCUCAAUCACAGUGGAGACAAGACAACCACUCACACUCAUGUUUUUUGACUGUGGGAGAAAGCUAGACAAGCACAGGGAGAACAUACAAACUCAAUACAUGCAGUAAUGGCUUGAGCUGCACGUCAAACCUGGAGCCUUCUUGUUGUGAGGCAGCAGUACUAACGAAUGUUCUGCUGUUCAGUUCAUGUGGACACAGCAUUGAUAUAUAUAUACGGUACAUAUUUUAUUUUCUAGAUUAAUUAUAAUAGUUAAAUUGUACACAGAAAAGCAGUACGUGUCAUUUAUUAAAAGUAAUUUGAGCUGCUGUUUCUUGUCCCCUAAUUCCAGUAAUGGGAUACAUAGCCUAAUUUGUAUUGCAGAAAUGGAAAUGAUAGUUGCAAAUGCAGUAUACCGGUAAUACAUACAGCAGCUGUAUUGCAGGGUCUGGUUUCCUUUUAAACAGUUCGAAUCACACAGUCAUAAAUUGAAGUUAGAAUUUUUAGUUAAAAUCCCAGAUUGGUAAAUUAUAUUGUGACAUACAAAUUUACUGGAAGAGGGUAAGGAUACCAUUACCGCUGAGUUAAAACUGGAAUGCAUUAUUUUAUAUCUGAAUAAAUUUGAAUUUUAAUCAUUUAACAGAAUUGGGACUAAAUUACAUGGUUAGUAGUGAUCUGCAUGUAUUAUUAAUUUAAUCACACAUACAGACUUCCAACUCAAAGUUAAUGAAGAGCUUGUAGGAGCAGGCAAGCGCUGCCUCCUGGCACAUGUGCGAUAACAAUGCAAAUAGUACUCAAAGAUGGAAUUUGAUAUUCAGGAUGUAUUAGGUGUAAACAUGAUAAAGGGAUAGCUCCCAUUGUCUAAUCUGACAGUCACCAUCACAUAUUCAUUGUUUUUCCUAUUCUGCCUUUCCAUUUGAGGGAAAAUUGUUUUGGCAUUAUUUAAAGGAAUAGCACUGGCAAGCAGUAGGUAGACAAAGACAGUCAGAAUAUACAUUCUGCUCCCUGGGUUCCAUGAGACACUGCUCUCAUGUUGUAUUUUGUAAGUUCCCAAUAUGAUGACAUUUACUGAUUUAUUUCGAACUUGGUUUGCUCUGACAAACCAAUCAAAGGAAGGAAAUAUGAUGACAUUGUGGGCUAGCUGGCCCGCUGAGGUGAGUUGGAAAUUUGAUUGGUUAAAUCGAAACACAGUCUAAAUGGUUCUAAACAGUCUAAAUUACAUCGGCCAGUCCUAAUUUUGAAAGAUUAUCUUGUCAUAGCAGCUCUGAUUGGACCUAAUCUUACAUCAACAUGUACCAGAAGCAAUGCAGCCAAGAGAAGUGCUAUGAAGUGAAGAGAAUAGACUGUUGGGAAUAAAUUGAUACAAUUUCACGGACCCAAUAUUAGAAUGCAGGUGAAAUGGAAGUCACUGCUUCUGAUUCAGUGUAGGCCAGCAGAGAAGGCCUUAUAGCCCUGACUUCUCACCACCCAUAUUUUUUUGUCAAUCCACUGCUUGUCAGCACUGUUGAUACAAAGAUGCUACAAUAUAACAGUUAUACGUAACAAGAACUGAUGGUAUAUAGGACAGGCAGAAGAAUAAGCAAAAACAAUUGAGCUGUGAUGGGGACGACAGUCGGAAAAUGACUUGAAUUGGUUGUUUACAAAUAGUUGGGUCAAUAGUUAUUGCCAUGGCUUGUCUGCGAGGCUGGGCAAAGACUGAAACGCCAUGUUAAAACUGAACGCAAAGCGGAACUGCAGCGUUUACUUUUGACGAUGUGUCCUCUGCAUGCAGAUACUGUAACUUGUUGUCUUGUUGAUUAAAUGCUGCAUCUGUGAGUAAAAAUGUUGAUUUUACUUUUAUACCUUUAGAGGCAUUGAUUUUUGUCAAUGUCUUUAUGUCCCCAAAGUGUUCUGUAAAUUGACUGUCUGUUGUACUAGAGCGGUUCCAACUAAAGGAGACAAAUUCCUUGUGUUUUAGACAUACUUGGCAAAU